CCCCCCUCCGCCGCUUGUCGCAAAUCUCCAGCCGCUGCACGCUUUUCGAGUCCGGGUCCGGAAACACCAUCUUGAACACUACGGACAUUACCCUAGAGCGACAUCCGAUACACGGACUCACAUACACACACCCCGACCCUCCCAAUCAGGUCUUGGCGCUCGUCUGAACCUCAGCAAGCGUCUCUAUCUAGUCCGCAUAUACCGCUCUGCAUAUCGCCGCUCCCUCCUCACUAUACCGCAGAGUCGGCAUUUUAGAUAGCUACAACCAACCACCACAAAGUAUAAUCCACCGAAUAUGUGCCCACCACCAGAAGCAGCGACGGCACCGCCACCACCGGCACCAACAGCACCUGCAGUCGCUCAACACGGCGGCGUAGAGUCCAGUAGGGAACAACUGCCUUCCUCGCAGAGUAAAUGUAGUCACUGUGGUCUGCAGAUUGACGGGCAGUUUGUGAGGGCUCUCAAUGGACACUAUCACUUGGAUUGUUUUAGGUGUCAGGACUGCGACCAAGUAGUAGCAGAAAAGUUCUUCCCACUUACAGGCGCAGACGGACAACGGCAAUUCUUCUGCGAAAAGGACUACUUCCGGCGACUAGACCUCCUCUGCGCGAAAUGCGGAGGCGCACUCCGCGGCGCACACAUCGACGCACUAGGGAAGAAAUACCACCUGGAGCAUUUCACGUGUUCCGUGUGCCCCACCGUGUUUCGACAGCACGACUCGUAUUAUGAGCAGGAAGGGAACGUGUAUUGCCAGACGCACUACUCGUAUCUGUUUGCGGUCAAGUGCGGGGGGUGUAAGACGGCGGUUUUGAAGAGUUUUGUGGAGACGAAUAAGGGGACGUGGACGGAAAAGUGGCAUCCGGAAUGCUACAUGAUCUAUAAGUUAUGGAACGUUACGGUCAACCCAUCAACAGAACCCACGCCGAAACUCCCUGGACCGAACGACAAAGCCGACCUCGAAGCCAACCAAGCAAUAGCCGACAAAGCUGGCCGCAUCCUCCACGUUCUCUCCGCCUUCGAAGAGCUCUCCGCCGAAUGCAUCUCCGACAUGCUCAUCCACCUCUCCCACGAAAAGCGCGAAGAAGGCCUGAUCCAAGGCACCCACUUUGUCUCUCACAUUGCGGCCCUCUUCUCCGUCCUCGACGACAUUGAAGCCAAACUCACCUCCCUGGGCGAUACCACCGGCCUGCAACACUCGAAGGAGCCGAAGCAGCUGACAAAGAAGAUUGUGCAUUUCUUUUCGUUGUUGAGUUAUGUGCAGGAGAAUGCGGAGACGAGGCAGGAGGCGACCAAGGAGAUGAUUUCGCUUGUGACGAGUUUGGCGCAUACGUUGAAGAUACUUAUUAGGUCGGCGUUGACGGGGGCGUUGAAGCUGGAACGAGACCACGCCGUCAAAACUGCCGUUUCAGACUUCCUCGACCGCCUCGCCUCCUCCUCCCAAACCCCCUUCACUACGGCACCCCAACACGUCCUCGACGAUUGCGGGCCCGACCCAAACCCGGACCUCUGCGCCUCCUGCAACCAGCCCAUCGAAGAAGAAUGCUUCCGCCUUAAAUUCGAUCGGUGGCAUGUACCGUGUUUCCGAUGCGCAGUCUGUGAUGUGGAUUUGAGAGGGGCGUUUAGAGGAGCGGCGGUGGAUGGGAGCAGUAGGAAGGUGGUUUGUGAACUGCAUGCGAAGGGGAGGGAGCGCCCGGAGGUGGGGUUCGAGAGGGUGACACAGUUGGAUCAGUAUAUUUUUCUGUUGAGGUGUGCGUUGAAGAGGUUGUGUGCGCUGAUGGAUAUCCAAUUGGAGUCCCUCGGCAAAAACCCCAACCGCACCUCCCGUCUCUCCAGCGACGAAGACACGCCCGCCGACGAAGCAAACACUCGGGACUCAGUCCCCUCCUCCGACAUCCGCCGCACAACAUCCUCCCGCGGCUCCUCCCGCGACCGUAUCUCCAAAUCCGACGACGAAAGCCUGGCUGGUCCAGGCGUACCAAUCCCUUCAAAGUCACAAUCAUCAGCAGCAGCAGCCUUCUCCCACUCCCCCCUCUCAGCCUCCACCCCUUUGGACACAACCUCGACCCUCACCCAAACGCCCAUAACCCACGCCCCCUCCCUCGCCCCAAAACAAAAGAAAAAACACCCCAUAGCCCCUCGCGAUCCCGCCACCGACUUACCCUCGCUACUGGACCUCUCAGGCCUAGACCACUGGGCCGUCCGCCAACUUGCGGCGCAGGCGCUGCAUCCACUUGUCGCGGACCAGUUUACGUUGGGGGAGUUGAUGGAUGUGGCGUGUAGUAGGAAACAGAGUGUGUGGGGGAGGAUGGUGGAUGCUAUUCGGAAGCCGGGGAGGUCGAAAGAGGGGACGUUUGGAGUGCCGUUGGAAGCGCUUGUGGAGAAGUAUGGAGUGGAUACGGAGCUCGGGCCGAGGCCAGGUCAGCUGCAUAUCCCGAUUUUGGUGGAUUCGUGUAUAAGGGCAUUACAUACCAUGGACCUCAGCGUAGAAGGCAUCUUCCGCAAAAACGGCAACAUCCGCAACCUCAAGACCAUCUCCGACGAGAUCGACCGCGACCCCCGGACGAUCGAUCUCACGGGCAACCACGCCGUGCAGGUCGCGGCGCUGCUCAAGAAGUUUUUGCGGGAUAUGCCCGAACCGCUGCUGACGUGGAAAUUGCAUAAGCUGUUCAUUGCUACGCAGAAGAUGGCGAUUCCGGCCCGCAGGAAGGAAGCCCUCCACUACGUCUGCUGCAUGCUCCCCAAACCCAACCUCGACGUUCUCUCCGUCCUCGCCUACUUCCUCCGCGAAGUCGCCGAGCUCUGCGAGGUCGAGGCGCCCCUCUCCCAAGGGGUCUCCCAAUCUUCCCAACAGACGCCGUCCUCCCAACACCAUCCGGAAUCCAACACCGACACGGACGUCCCACCACAUACAGACACGACAACGACCACGACGAUAACCCCGACAUCGACGGUGGUUGUGGGAGGCAACAAGAUGGGCCUGGAUAACCUAGCGACGGUGAUUACGCCGAAUCUGCUGUAUUCGAAGAGCAAGAACGCGGUGGACGAUGAGAAUAUACUCGCUGUGGAGGCGUUUAGGAUGAUCCUGGUGUUUCAGGAUGAGUUGUGGUUGGUGAGUUUGUAAACCCCUCGCACUUUUUUUACACACUGCCCAUAUUUGUUUUCUAUUUGGGGUUGAUGAUUGACGUUUUCUUUUGUGUUGUGUCCGCCCGGUUUUUCUUUUUUGGUUUAGCUCCCACCAAGCAUGGUAGAACGCCUCAAAUCCGACACGACCAUCUCCGACCGCUUGGGACGGUCUGAUAACCACCACCACCCUAACCACCACCAGGGGUUCAAUAGCUCAGGGCAGAGUAUAAAUGGGG
Fimicolochytrium jonesii is the source of this 3359-nucleotide messenger RNA. RefSeq lists its product as uncharacterized. NCBI's taxonomy places the organism in Eukaryota, Fungi, Chytridiomycota, Chytridiomycetes, Spizellomycetales, Powellomycetaceae. The transcript is spliced from 9 exons. Bases 296 to 3121 code for a protein of 941 amino acids. Gene Ontology annotation, cellular component: cytoplasm. The record is from RefSeq and is a predicted model, not a curated record. Gene Ontology annotation, biological process: signal transduction; actin cytoskeleton organization.